This is a messenger RNA of Pseudocercospora fijiensis CIRAD86, 1126 nucleotides long. RefSeq lists its product as uncharacterized. Lineage: Eukaryota; Fungi; Ascomycota; Dothideomycetes; Mycosphaerellales; Mycosphaerellaceae. The transcript has a single exon. The coding region runs from base 42 to 1043 and encodes 333 amino acids. The record is from RefSeq and is a predicted model, not a curated record.
CAUCAAUCCACACUCUACAUUCCAUCCCAAAUCUAGCAAUCAUGCAAGCCGCCAAGGAAGCAGUCAACAAGUUCACCAGCAAGCAUGGUCACCAUGACACUACUGUGCACGAGAAAGUAGCACCUUCAGUCCAGAACGAGACAGUCACACGAAACCAAGAGGAUCGAGUGACCACCGCCAUUGACAAGGAAGUGCACCAAGAUCACUACCACACUAGUGUUCAGCCUGUGCACGACCGCGAGGUCCUUCCAGAGAAGCAUCACCACAAUCUUGUCGGCGUUGAGCACCGAAACAUCGAGCACGAUGACCACAGCAAGGUCAAGUCCACUCUUGACCGGGAAGCCGCCAAGUUCAAGGACACCACCGAGCGUGUAGAGGGUCAGCACACCACUACCGCCCAGCCAGUCGCUACUGGCGAGCACGUGCACCACCACGUGCACGAAACCAUUCAACCUGUCGUCAACAAGCAGACUAUCGAGCCACACGUUGUGCACACCACCGUUCCAAUCCAUGAGGUUCACCACAACGCAGCCCAACAUCAUGCUACUUCUCAGCUACCAGCUGUCAGCAUGGCAGACUACAAGAAGCAGGGCGGCGCCUUGAAUGGACGUGAUGAGCGCUCAGAUGCUUUCAAUGGCUGCCCAAAGCCAAUCAGCGGUUCCAGCGAUGAUGUCCACAAAGCUGGUGCUGGCAUCACCUCCAACGGUAACCACACCCACGGCAGCAACGGUCUCACCAGUGAUCGCAGCCGCGAGACCAAUGGCGCCGGUGUAGGAACAGGUGUGGCUGCUGGCGCUGACAAGCUCGCACACAAUGGCGUGCACAACACGACUAGCAAUGACGGCACUCACGGUGGCUACUCUGGAAACCGAUACAAGGACUUACCAGACAGCAUCACCGGCCGCGACACUUCUGCCGCGACUUCUGGCGGUACUGGGGGUGUUACCGCAACUGGCAUGAAGAACGGCAAGCCUUCCCUCCUCGACCGUCUCAACCCAAUGAAGGAUAGUGAUGGAGAUGGAAAGAAGGGUAUUAUGGAUUAGAAACGAUGAGAUAUGAUUACGAUUCUUGAUCAUGAAAAUUACGACGAUACCAGCGGAUUAGCGUAGCGUAUAUACUACAUGAA